GCGCAGUGACCGGACGCCGCGGCCGGAGGUCCUCGCCCCGCCCCGGCCCCUGGGGAGGUGGGGGUGGGAAGGGAGGAGCCGCGCGCAUGUGCACAGCUGGCGCCCCCCGCCCCCCGCACACAGCUGGGACCUGGGCCUUGGCCGGCCGGGCGGGCGGGUGCAGUCCGGAGCGGGCCGGGGACGCGCCGGGCCCUUCGCGGUUGGUCGGUGCGCCCGAGCGUCCGUGCGCGCCGUCGGCCAUGGCCUUGCGCCCCGCGGGCCCCGCGCGCCUCUGCCUGCUGGCGCUCGUGCUGUGCUGCGGCUGGGGGGCGCUGGCCUCUGUCGCCCCGAAGCCGGGCGCCGGGUGCCCGAGCCGCUGCCUGUGCUUCCGCACCACGGUGCGCUGCAUGCAUCUGCUGCUGGAGGCCGUGCCCGCCGUGGCGCCGCAGACCUCCAUCCUGGAUCUUCGCUUUAACAGAAUCAGAGAGAUCCAACCUGGAGCAUUCAGGAGGCUGAGAAACUUGAAUACCUUGCUUCUCAACAAUAAUCAGAUCAAGAGCAUACCUGGGGGAUCAUUCGAAGACUUGGAGAAUUUGAAAUAUCUCUAUUUGUACAAGAAUGAGAUCCAGUCAAUUGACAGGCAAGCCUUUAAGGGACUCUCCUCCCUAGAGCAACUAUACCUGCAUUUUAAUCAGAUAGAAACUUUGGACCCAGAGUCGUUUCAGCAUUUGCCGAAGCUCGAAAGGCUAUUUUUGCAUAACAACCGAAUUACACAUUUGGUUCCAGGAACAUUUAAUCACUUGGAGUCCAUGAAAAGAUUGCGACUGGACUCGAACGCGCUUCACUGCGACUGUGAAAUCCUGUGGCUGGCGGAUCUGCUGAAAACCUACGCCAAGUCGGGCAACGCGCAGGCAGCAGCAACCUGUGAACAUCCUAGACGCAUUCAGGGGCGGUCAGUGGCCACGAUCACCCCAGAGGAGCUGGACUGUGAAAGGCCCCGGAUCACGUCCGAGCCCCAGGACGCAGACGUCACCUCGGGGAACACAGUGUUCUUCACCUGCAGAGCUGAAGGCAACCCCAAACCCGAGAUCAUCUGGCUUCGAAACAAUAAUGAGCUGAGCAUGAAGACAGAUUCCCGCCUAAACUUGUUGGACGACGGAACCCUAAUGAUCCAGAACACGCAGGAGACAGACCAGGGGAUUUACCAGUGCAUGGCAAAAAACGUGGCCGGGGAGGUGAAAACGCAGGAAGUGACCCUCAGGUACUUCGGGUCUCCAGCUCGACCCGCUUUUGUAAUCCAGCCGCAGAACACGGAGGUGCUCGUGGGGGAGAGCGUCACCCUGGAGUGCAGCGCCACAGGCCACCCCGUGCCACGGAUCACCUGGACAAAAGGGGACCAGACGCCCGUGCCUGAGGACCCUCGAGUGAGGGUCACGCCUUCGGGCGGCCUGUACAUACAGAAUGUGGCACAGGAGGACAGCGGGGAGUACGCCUGCACCGCGGCCAACAGCAUCGGGAGCGUCCACGCCACAGCUUUCAUCAUCGUCCAGGCUCUUCCUCAGUUCACUGUGACCCCUCAGGACAGAGCUGUCAUUGAGGGUCAGACGGUUGACUUCCAGUGCGAGGCAAAGGGCUACCCACAGCCGGUCAUCGCCUGGACGAAAGGAGGGAGCCAGCUGUCGGUAGACAGGCGGCAUCUGGUCCUGUCGUCCGGGACACUCCGGAUCUCGGGCGUGGCCCUCCAUGACCAGGGCCAGUAUGAAUGCCAGGCCGUCAACAUCAUCGGCUCCCAGAGGGUGGUGGCCCACCUGACGGUACAGCCCAGAGUCACCCCGGUGUUCGCCAGCAUUCCGAGCGACAUGACGGUGGAGGUGGGCAGCAACGUGCAGCUGCCAUGCAGCUCCCAGGGGGAGCCGGAGCCCGCCAUCACCUGGAACAAGGAUGGGGUUCAGGUGACAGAAAGUGGGAAAUUUCAUAUCAGCCCUGAGGGAUUCUUGACCAUCCACGACGUUGGGACCGCGGACGCAGGCCGCUAUGAAUGCGUGGCCCGGAACACCAUUGGGCAGGCCUCGGUCAGCAUGGUGCUCAGCGUCAACGUUCCUGAUGUCAGUCGAAACGGGGAUCCAUUUGUAGCCACAUCAAUUGUUGAAGCGAUUGCGACUGUUGACAGAGCCAUAAACUCAACCCGGACACACUUGUUUGACAGCCGUCCGCGUUCCCCCAAUGACCUGCUGGCCUUGUUCCGGUAUCCGCGGGACCCCUACACUGUGGAGCAGGCCCGCGCUGGGGAGAUCUUCGAGCGCACGUUGCAGCUGAUUCAGGAGCAUGUGCAACACGGCCUGAUGGUGGACCUGAAUGGGACGAGUUACCACUACAACGACCUCGUGUCCCCACAGUACCUGAGCCUCAUCGCCAACCUCUCGGGCUGCACGGCCCACCGUCGCGUCAACAACUGCUCGGACAUGUGCUUCCACCAGAAGUACAGGACGCAGGACGGCACCUGCAACAACCUGCAGCACCCCAUGUGGGGCGCCUCGCUGACCGCCUUCGAGCGCCUGCUCAAGUCCGUGUACGAGAACGGGUUCAACACCCCUCGAGGCAUUAACCCCGGCCGGCUGUAUCACGGGCAUCCGCUCCCCAUGCCUCGGCUGGUGUCCACGUCCCUCAUCGGGACAGAGGCCAUCACGCCCGACGAGCAGUUCACCCACAUGCUGAUGCAGUGGGGCCAGUUUCUGGACCACGACCUGGACUCCACGGUGGUGGCCCUGAGCCAGGCCCGCUUCUCCGACGGGCAGCACUGCAGCAGCGUGUGUGGCAACGACCCCCCCUGCUUCUCAGUGGCCAUCCCCCCCAACGACCCCCGCGUGCGGAGCGGGGCACGCUGCAUGUUCUUCGUGCGCUCCAGCCCCGUGUGCGGCAGCGGCAUGACCUCGCUCCUCAUGAACUCCGUGUACCCCCGGGAGCAGAUCAACCAGCUCACCUCCUACAUCGACGCUUCCAAUGUCUACGGGAGCACGGACCAUGAGGCCCGUGCCAUCCGGGACCUGGCCAGCCACCGGGGGCUCCUGCGCCAGGGCAUCGUGCAGCGCUCGGGGAAGCCGCUGCUCCCCUUCGCCACCGGGCCGCCCACGGAGUGCAUGCGGGACGAGAACGAGAGCCCCAUCCCCUGCUUCCUGGCCGGGGAUCACCGUGCCAACGAGCAGCUGGGCCUGACCAGCAUGCACACGCUGUGGUUCCGGGAGCACAACCGCGUGGCCGCUGAGCUGCUCUCGCUGAACCCACACUGGGACGGCGACACCAUCUACCACGAGGCCAGGAAGAUCGUGGGGGCGCAGGUCCAGCACAUCACCUACCAGCACUGGCUCCCCAAGGUGCUGGGCGAGGUGGGCAUGAAGAUGCUCGGUGAGUACCGGGGCUACGAGCCGGGCGUCAAUGCCGGCAUCUUCAACGCCUUCGCCACGGCCGCCUUCAGGUUCGGCCACACGCUGGUCAACCCCGUGCUCUACCGGCUGGAUGAGAACUUCCAGCCCAUCGCACAGGGACACAUCCCCCUGCACAAAGCCUUCUUCUCGCCCUUCCGGAUCGUGAACGAGGGCGGCAUCGACCCGCUGCUUCGGGGCCUGUUUGGUGUGGCAGGGAAGAUGCGCGUACCCUCCCAGCUGCUGAACACGGAGCUCACAGAGCGGCUCUUCUCCAUGGCGCACACGGUGGCCCUGGACCUGGCCGCCAUCAACAUCCAGCGGGGCCGGGACCACGGCAUCCCGCCCUACCACGACUACCGCGUCUACUGCAACCUGUCCUCCGCCCACACCUUUGAGGACCUGAAGAACGAGAUCAAAAACCCUGAGAUCCGGGAGAAGCUGAGACGGUUGUACGGCUCCCCGCUCAACAUCGACUUGUUCCCCGCGCUCAUGGUAGAGGACUUGGUGCCCGGCAGCCGCCUCGGGCCCACCUUGAUGUGCCUGCUGAGCACCCAGUUCAAGCGCCUGAGAGACGGGGACAGGUUGUGGUAUGAAAACCCGGGGGUGUUCUCCCCCGCCCAGUUGACACAGAUCAAGCAGACGUCCCUGGCCAGGAUUCUGUGUGACAAUUCGGACAACAUCACGCGUGUGCAGAGGGACGUGUUCAGAGUGGCGGAGUUCCCCCACGGGUACGGCAGCUGUGACGAGAUUCCCAGAGUGGACCUCCGCGUGUGGCAGGACUGCUGCGAAGACUGCAGGACCAGGGGACAGUUUAACGCCUUCUCCUACCACUUCCGAGGCAGGCGGUCUCUCGAAUUCAGCUACGAGGAGGACGAGCCCGCCAAGAAGGCCCAACCCGGGAAGACCCUGAGUGUCGGGAAACGCAGCCAGCGUCCCAGCAACGCCACGUCCGCCUCCUACGAGCACCCGCAAGCUCCAGGGACGAACGAGUUCAAGGACUUUGUUCUGGAAAUGCAGAGGACCAUCACAGACCUCAGGGCACAGAUAAAGAAGCUUGAGUCCCGGCUCAGCACCUCGGCCUGCACGGAUGCGGCCGGCGAGACUCACACCGACGGGGCGCAGUGGAAGCAGGACGCGUGCACCACCUGCGAGUGCCGUGACGGGCAGGUCACCUGCUUCGUGGAAGCGUGCGCGCCUGCCGAGUGCCCGGCGCCCGUGAGACUCGACGGAGCCUGUUGUCCAGUCUGCCUAAGAGACACUGCGGGAAAUAAGCCGUAGGGUCUUCCAGCCUCUGUGGGGCUUCUCUGCUCGUCCUCUGGAGACCGGGGGCUGGUGCGGGGAAGACAGACUGAAGGGACCACGAGGACUCGGGCGUUCCACGGUUGCCGGGCUGUGUCAGAAGCAGCGCAGGUGCUGGGACCCGAGCCUUCGUGAGGAGACCACGGCGCAGAUGCGCUGCGGGGGCAGAAACGUGUCCUAACUUCACGUUAGAUUUCUCAGGUUUUUAUUUAAUUUUUUAAUGAAAAAUUGGUGCUACUAUUAAAUUGCACAGUUAAAUCAUUUAGGCUCCUAAAUUGAUUUCCCCUAACAUCACCAUUUCUUCUCAAGUAAAAGUCAGUCCCGCUUGGUUCUGACACCUGGAGCCGGCGGGCGUGUCACCGAGGGUGGGGGUGCGGAACAGAGCCGCUGGAGGAGGCCCACCAUGUUUACAAAGGAAAUCAGAGUUUGGCAGACAGAGCAGAGUCUCUUACGAGAGGGACCGGGGUGACGGCCUCGGCAGGAAGCACGGGCCCCAUCGUCCCAGCCUGAUGAGUGGCGACACCCCCAGUCCUCUGUGACGGUCCACAGCCCAUCAUGCAACCACAGAAACAGAUGUUCCCGCUGUUCACAGCACGUGCACCCCACGACUGCGACGCUCAGCUCCGCCCGCACGCGCCUGUGAGAUCAUUAGGCCACAUCUAGGAUCAGGUUUGUUUUCAGUUAUGACCUGUGUACAGACGCCUCGCCAUGGACCAAACAUGCAGGUCCUCCAUCCCCCGCGGGACGGUACCACCAACCACACCUGCGUUGCUGAAGUCGGUCCAUGCCGGCUCUCGCUCAGUUCGUGUCCACAGGACUCUGUCCGGCCAGAGGGCACAGAAGAAUUACCAGCUCCAGAUCCUGCUUCUGACGGGGCAUUCGAAUGUUGGGAACUUUCUAGGUUCGGGUUGUGUGAGUGCGUUAACGGAAAAAGGACAAUCCCUAUACCUCAUUUGUAUUUUUAAAUGCAUGAUGUUUUAUGAAAUUUUGCCCAUGUUUUAGCUGUUAGAUCCUGAAGAAUGAUAAUUUCCACUAUGCAAAAGUUCUCUUACAAUUCAGUGAAAAGCAACUGCCAUACCUCAUGGUCUGUCUCUUUUAAUUGACCAAAACCUCCUGUUUUGUUCUAAAUACGAAGUGAUGUAUGUUCCGAGGAAUGUGUCCCUGAACACAGGUGCGCUGCUCUGCAGACCUUCACUGGAGCGCCUGCUGCAGCCGGGCGCCAUGGGGGCACAGAUGAGGGACCCGCCCUGCCUCUCCCAUGGGGAGACCCCCAGGGACACAGGGUUCCCGUGUGAGGUGCGGUGAGGCCACGGUUGGUGGCGCUGUGUUGAGACCGUCCCUGGCAGUGAGUGGGAGGCAAGUCUCCUGGCCGUGCCCGGCGCACAGUGGGUGCUCUCAAGCCUGGUUCAGUCCGGCUCAGGCACCCUCCUGCAGCAGGAGACCCCUGGCUCUAUGUCCCAGGCCCCCGUCUGUAGGACGGAGCUAACAUUCCAGCUGUAGGGGUAUUUCCAGUGGCGUUAAUCAUGGUCAGCUUGACUUCUUAGCCUCUCAUCACUAAAUGACGAAUAGGCCUGGGAGUGUCUCCCAGGGCGCGGGCCUUUGUUGGAAAUAUCAAGUCAAAUCUAGUAGUCGAAUCUUGGAACUGAUUUCUGUAAACUAGGCAAUGGGUAACUUUGUCCAAAAUUUUGAUGGUGGUGUAAGUUGCUCAGGUGUGAGAGGAUGGCAGGUCCCAGUCCGCGAGUGUUUGGGUGGCAUAGGUGCGCUGGCGGCUUAGUGUGGCUUGUCGCAGAGGUGCGUGCGCCGGGGGGAACGUGUGGCCCGGGCGAGGGUCGGGGGACCGCGGUCUCCACACCGAAGGGGAGGCAGCCUGUGGUGUACAGGAAGAUUCUGUAAUUGCAGUGGAAAUGUCUGCCGAAGCACCGUUCCAUCCCAGACCUGAAAUGGAAGCCGUGGGCCGCGCCUCCGGACCCUGCCGGCAGCCGCGCGAGGGGCUGCUGUGGCUGAGGCCAAGUGUACAUACUCGUUUCCUUUCUGACUGUUCCGACACCAAAUGCCUUUCUUAUGUUCAUUGUAAUCAGCGCAUCACCAAAGAGGCAUCUGCACUGUGUAGCGAUGCCUUCAGCCAAAUAAACGGCCACGCUUUCACGUGGA
Molecule: messenger RNA, 6851 nt
Organism: Equus quagga
Lineage: Eukaryota; Metazoa; Chordata; Mammalia; Perissodactyla; Equidae
Gene: PXDN
Product: peroxidasin
Exons: 23
Coding region: 87-4679 (1530 amino acids)
Biological process (GO): response to oxidative stress
Molecular function (GO): heme binding; peroxidase activity; protein binding
Source: RefSeq, a predicted model, not a curated record